AUGAUUGUGAGCAUGACAAAAAAGCUCAAGAGGAACCUAGGAAUGGCGUGGAUUGAUUAUAAGAAAGCCUUCGACAGUGUCCCACAUUCCUGGAUUCUCGCAGCCAUAAAAAUCUACCAUGUGUCACCAACCAUCAUUCAGUUCAUGGAAGCUACAAUGAAGAAAUGGAAGACUGAAAUGCCCCUCUUCACUCAAGGAGGCUGCCUCAGGACAGAAGAUAUCUCAAUCAAGAGAGGAAUCUUUCAGUUCGAUAAACACAACACCAUCAGCUACCUGCUCUACAUGGCUUUCCUUAAACUGUUCACCAAAAACGAAUAUGAGUUGGAACAGGCCUUGGUAACAGUCAAAGCAUUCAGUGAUGACAUCAAAAUGGAGUUCGGCUUAGGAAAGUGUGCAACUGCAAUCUUAAAAUGCGAGCCCGAGGCUGAACAAACACCGCAGCAUACGGAUACCCAUGAAGGUGAAUCAGUAGUGGAUAUGGAAGAUCGAAUCUCUACUAAGAUGCUUGAAACUCAGGCAAUCCCCUGGAUCAACGCAGAAGCCUGA
Molecule: messenger RNA, 546 nt
Organism: Priapulus caudatus
Lineage: Eukaryota; Metazoa; Priapulida; Priapulimorpha; Priapulimorphida; Priapulidae
Exons: 3
Coding region: 1-546 (181 amino acids)
Source: RefSeq, a predicted model, not a curated record